GUGAGAGAAUGCCACGGGCUGUGCAGAAUUUCCUAGGCCCAAAAGUGCGGAGCAGCGCAGAGCCAUUUGUGCGUCCUUGUUUGUUUUGCACGUUUCCAAGCGAUGAUAACGCGAAUUCGGGUAGCGUUUGAGGAAGCAGCCCCUAGAGUUUGCUCGCUCAGGUCUGGAUGUAGCUGAUUGGAGUAGCAGCAGUCAGAGUGGGUGAUCACAGGGAGGAGGGGAGAGACUCUGAAUUGGCUUUUCUGUGUGUGUGUGUGUGUGUGUGUGUGAUUCUCCAGCGGCCAUGUUAACCAAGAAACCCUGCGCUGCUGCUGCCGCUGUCUACCCGACUGGCAAAGGGGGUGAGAUUUGCCAGCUACAGUGUUCCCCAGGACUGGGCAUCGGGGGUCCCCGGGCUGGAGCAGGGACUGAAGCCACAUCACCCGUUACAUUACCACCACUCAGGAACAGCAACUCUCUCACGGCUGGAGGCAAUAAGCACACAAUGAAUGACCAUCUGCAAGUUGGGAAUCACCAGCAGAUCCACGUUCAACAGCUGUUUGAGGAAAACAGCAACAAACGGACAGUGUUGACUGCACAACCCAAUGGGUUGACACCCGUAGGUAGAACAGGUCUAGCCAUGCCAGAAAAGCAGCAAGAAAGCAGCCAGUGUCGACAAGGCAGCACAACUUCCAUCAAAUCAACUGAAAGCAAACCGAAGCCAGCACCUUUGACUCCUGAGCAGGCCAUGAAACAGUACAUGUCUAAGCUUUCAGUGUUUGAACACCAAGAGAUCAUCAGCUACCCUGAGAUCUAUUUUAUAGGUCCAAAUGCAAAGAAAAGACAAGGUGUAGUUGGGGGGUCAAACAAUGGCGGUUAUGAUGAUGAUCAAGGCUCCUACAUUCAUGUGCCCCAUGACCAUAUGGCAUAUAGGUAUGAGGUACUAAAGGUUAUUGGUAAAGGCAGUUUUGGCCAGGUGGUGAAGGCCUAUGACCACAAGAACCACCAGCAAGUGGCCCUGAAAAUGGUGCGUAAUGAAAAGCGAUUCCAUCGCCAAGCAGCUGAGGAAAUUCGCAUUCUGGAACACUUGCGCAAACAGGAUAAGGACUUCACCAUGAAUGUCAUCCACAUGCUGGAGAACUUUACAUUCCGCAACCAUAUCUGCAUGACGUUCGAGUUGCUCAGCAUGAACCUUUAUGAACUUGUCAAGAAAAACAAGUUUCAGGGCUUUAGUUUGCCGUUAGUGCGCAAGUUUGCACACUCCAUCUUGCAGUGUCUUGAUUCCUUGCACAAGAACAGAAUCAUUCACUGCGACCUCAAGCCUGAGAAUAUCCUUUUGAAGCAGCAGGGGCGCAGUGGGAUAAAAGUGAUCGACUUUGGCUCCAGCUGCUAUGAGCAUCAACGGGUCUACACUUACAUCCAGUCACGCUUCUACAGGGCCCCAGAGGUCAUUCUGGGUGCUCGAUAUGGGAUGCCAAUUGAUAUGUGGAGCUUAGGUUGUAUCUUAGCAGAAUUACUUACAGGGUACCCUCUCUUGCCUGGAGAAGAUGAAGGGGACCAGCUAGCAUGUGUCAUAGAGCUGCUGGGUAUGCCCUCCCAGAAGCUACUGGAUUCAUCUAAGAGAGCCAAAAAUUUUAUCAGUUCAAAGGGAUACCCCCGUUACUGCACAGUCACAACCUUACCUGAUGGCUCGGUGGUGUUGAAUGGGGGAAGGUCACGAAGGGGCAAACUUAGAGGUCCACCUGGCAGCAGGGACUGGGUGACAGCACUUAAGGGCUGUGACGACCCCCUCUUCUUGGACUUUCUCAAACAGUGUUUAGAGUGGGACCCGUCCCUGCGUAUGACUCCCAGUCAGGCCCUCCGCCACCCAUGGCUCAGAAGACGCUUGCCAAAACCUCCCACUGGGGAGAAAACCACGGUAAAGCGGAUCCCUGAGAGUACUGGUGCUAUAACUUCAAUCUCCAAAUUACCUCCCCCUUCUGGCUCAGCCACAAAGUUAAGGACUAACCUGGCACAAAUGACUGAUGCCAAUGGGAAUAUACAACAAAGGACAGUGUUGCCAAAAUUAGUCAGUUGAACACUCAUUUCUUUUUUUUCUUUGGAAUUAUAAUAUUGGAAAUUGUGCAAAGCUGAGCAUUCAGAAGUGUGGCAUUUUUAGGAAUAAGAGUCGUUAAUGCAUAUCCACCAUUUAUGAACUGCUUCGUAGCACCUUUAGUUGGAUUUUUUUCUAGGAAAGCUCAAAUGGCCAAGAAAGGGGGAACAACACUUUUAAGUUUUUAUCUCAGGGCUGUGUUAAAUGCUGCUUUGAAGGAGCAUUCAUACAAUCUGGUCUAUAAUAACAAAAAGUCCCACUUGGUUUAAUACCUAAAUCUUGUAAAUGGUCUUGCCACAAUUAAGUAAUGGUAGGAUACAUUGAUUUGUGUGCUACUGAAAUUUUAAUCACCACUCCCAGAUCCUGUCAGAUAAAUAGCGUGUUAAUGGAUGAGGAUUAAAAAUGCAUUUUACUAAAAGCUAUGCGAUCUGAGGCUUGUUGCAUUUCCCAUCAUCAUUGUUGUCAAUAUCAAGAAUAGAGAAUAUAAUCUAAGAGACUAUGGUAAAAGAAACAGACAGACUGUUAUGAGGUAGCCCAGAGAAUUUUUACAUGUUUACAUGAUAGAUUUGGUUUGUGCCUAUAAAUCUCUUGACAUUCCUUAAAGAAACUAAAUGAGGAAAAGAGAGAAUGUCUAGAGUGGUCUACACUACAGUAGAUUAAUGGCAAAUUUAAAGGAAUUUAUGUGGUUUGAUGUGGCUAUACUGUUCUCAGUAGUACUUGACAGGUUUACAUUCGUGUAAUUAUAAGCUAUUCGCUGGAAGAGUUGCUUUUGAACAUGUACUGUCCUGGAAGGGAAAAUAACUGGUGCUUUACCUUUUUAUUUAUGAAUUUUUUAUAGCUUGAAACUUUUUGUGUUUUGAAUUGAAACUUAAUGCUCACGGAACAAUCGUUGUUGUGUAAUCUCAAUGAGUGAAGACUGGUUAGUUUGCAAGGUAGGGUCUAGAUUAUUUUUGUCUUGUCUCUUAAGGUGAGAAGUUUUUGCAGUGACUAGGAUUAAGAAUUAAAGAAUAGGUCAUUGCAUUUACCU
Messenger RNA from Sinocyclocheilus grahami, 3098 nucleotides. RefSeq names its product dual specificity tyrosine-phosphorylation-regulated kinase 2-like. Gene Ontology annotation, biological process: peptidyl-threonine phosphorylation; peptidyl-serine phosphorylation. Bases 284 to 2056 code for a protein of 590 amino acids. Lineage: Eukaryota; Metazoa; Chordata; Actinopteri; Cypriniformes; Cyprinidae. The transcript has 3 exons. Gene Ontology annotation, molecular function: protein serine/threonine kinase activity; protein serine/threonine/tyrosine kinase activity; ATP binding. Gene Ontology annotation, cellular component: cytoskeleton; nucleus; cytoplasm. The record is from RefSeq and is a predicted model, not a curated record.